CGUACAGACCAGAAUAUAACCCAUCUCUUCUUAACACCGCCCCCCUCACAUAGCGCCUGCAGACCAGCUUUCCCCCCGACUUACUCGAAUGCACGGGGAAUGAAAACUCGCACAGGAUAUUGAGGCAAGAUAUAAAGGGAGGCUGUCCCAUUCCCUUCCGUAUCGUUCCCUAGGAAUUUCCCAACCGACGCUCCUUUCCCUGAUCACCGCGAUAAUGAGCUCUGUUGGCUUGGAAACCCUCGAACAUCGUGGCACCAACGGUAGCCUUUCAGGACAACCGGAGCCCGGCGUCAAAGCAGGCUCAAGUGUCUGCUUGGAAGAGCCUUGCAAGCAGUCUCGAGGAGAGAAUCCUUAUGAUCUUGACCGCGGCACUGGUCAGCACCAAGCCAAUGAUGAAGUUCCCAGCCAGGUACCCAUCGCAAUUGUUGGAAUGGCCGUCCGCCUCCCCGGUGGGGUGAGGUCAACUGAUAGCUUCUGGGACUUGCUGCUCAGUCAGAAGGAUAUCAGCCGUGAGGUCCCCCAGGACCGCUAUAACAUCGACGCAUUCUACAGUGACACCCAACCGCGAGCUGUAAAAGCAAGACGCGGGUAUUUCUUGGACCAUGAUAUGGCCGAUACGGAUCCCUCCGCGUUCAACAUGAUGGAGAAUGAAACCGGCCACUUGGACCCCCAGCAAAGGCUUCUGCUCGAGGUUGUCUGGGAGUGCAUGGAGAACGCAGGUCAAGCGGACUGGCGUGGAAAAGAUAUCGGAUGCUAUGUUGGAAGCUUCAGCGAGGACUGGCUGGAGAUGUCUUUUAGAGAUCCGCUGUUCAUGAGCCGAUACCACGUCUUCGGUGCAUCCGACUUUGCGCUGUCCAACCGGAUCUCCUACGAGUAUGACCUCAGAGGUCCCAGGUGAGUCCAAGGCCAGAUCCAACCUGCUAGCGAUG
Messenger RNA from Aspergillus campestris IBT 28561, 929 nucleotides. RefSeq names its product beta-ketoacyl [acyl carrier protein] synthase domain-containing protein. Bases 215 to 898 code for a protein of 227 amino acids. The transcript has a single exon. Gene Ontology annotation, molecular function: fatty acid synthase activity. Lineage: Eukaryota; Fungi; Ascomycota; Eurotiomycetes; Eurotiales; Aspergillaceae. The record is from RefSeq and is a predicted model, not a curated record. Gene Ontology annotation, biological process: secondary metabolite biosynthetic process; fatty acid biosynthetic process.